Messenger RNA from Arachis duranensis, 2151 nucleotides. RefSeq names its product chitin-inducible gibberellin-responsive protein 1. The transcript has 2 exons. Gene Ontology annotation, cellular component: nucleus. Gene Ontology annotation, molecular function: DNA-binding transcription factor activity; sequence-specific DNA binding. Gene Ontology annotation, biological process: regulation of DNA-templated transcription. Bases 241 to 2004 code for a protein of 587 amino acids. Lineage: Eukaryota; Viridiplantae; Streptophyta; Magnoliopsida; Fabales; Fabaceae. The record is from RefSeq and is a predicted model, not a curated record.
AACACACUUGCGUGUUCCCUAUAUAUAACCAUCCACACCAAAACACACAUUCAGGAAACUCAUCAAAACCACCACACAAGGAAACGUUCAUAAAAUAGAAAACCCCCAGAAAAAGGAAAACCAAUUUCGUAUUCAACACGAAUCCCAAAGAACCCUGUCUAGCUCUCAAAGUCUUCAAGCUGUGUGCGUUUGCAGCUUCCUUGAGAAAUUUGGUGUAACUGGUGAUGCCAUCAUCAUAGUAUGGAUUCACAACAGCUAUAUAGUUUUGGUGUGACAAGUGCAGGACUACCUUAUAUUCCAUCCUUCCCCACAAUUCCGUCGUCGCAACCCAACAGGCUUCUUGGAUCCUUGAAAUUUGACACUGGGAACUCGCCCAAUUCGCCCUUUUCGACUCAUUUUGAUUCUGAUACUCUUUCAGCCUUUAGUGAUAGCCAGGACCAGCAGCACAGCCCUGGAGAAAUCCUAUCCGGCGUCAGCACCUCGUGCAACUCGCCUUUCGAAACCAACCAUUACUUGCAUACAUCAGUCUCGUCUGCAGACAGUAAUAGGGGCAGUUUUCAACUCUAUUCUGCCAGGAGCUCUCUUCUGCAGAAUGCAAAUUGUAACCAGAAAAUUCGAAACGUGUUGCUGGAAUUAGAAUCUGCUCUGAUGGCCCCGGACGAAGAAGAAGUCACUACAUCGAAUGCUUCCAUGGUUGAGAGCAGUGGACCAACAACAUCUGGCCAAAGAAACAGGUCAUGGAGUCAUGAUCAUUACGGCUCGCAAUUUGUUCAGAGCCAGGGAUCAUAUGUAACUGGAAGCAGGCAAACAAGUGAGUUUGAACAUGUUAUGAAGCGCCAGAAAUCGAUAGUGGAAGCAUCAUCGCCCCCAGGUUUCCCCUCGGGAAAUUUGAAACAAUUGCUGGUUGCUUGUGCAGAGGCCAUGGCUGAUGGCAACAUGAAUGAUUUUGAUCAAUUGAUAUCAAAGGCUAAAGGUGCUGUAUCUAUAACCGGUGAGCCAUUGCAACGGCUCGGUGCUUACAUGGUAGAAGGGCUGGUUGCUAGGAAGGAAGCAUCAGGGACCGGCAUCUAUCGCGCCCUUAAGUGCAGAGAGCCGGAAGGCAAAGACUUACUUUCAUACAUGCAAAUGCUGUUUGAAAUCUGUCCCUAUCUGAAAUUUGGUUACAUGGCAGCCAAUGGAGCCAUAGCCGAAGCGUGCCGAGAUGAGGAUCACAUACACAUAAUAGACUUUCAGAUUGCUCAAGGAACUCAAUGGAUGACUCUCCUCCAAGCUCUCGCCGCGAGACCUCGAGGACCUCCCCAUGUGAGGAUCACAGGGAUUGAUGACCCUGUUUCCAGGUAUGCUCGUGGCGAAGGACUAGAGGUAGUUGGGAAAAGGCUGGCCAUGAUGUCUGAGAAAUUUCGCAUCCCGGUGGAGUUUCAUGGAGUGCCGGUUUAUGCUCCGGAUGUGACCAGAGACAUGCUAAAUAUCAGGUCCGGAGAGGCUUUGGCUGUGAACUUUCCUUUGCAACUUCACCAUACUGCUGAUGAGAGUGUUGAUGUGAAUAACCCAAGAGAUGGAAUCCUUAGACUGGUGAAGUCGCUUUCGCCCAAGGUGGUAACAUUGGUGGAGCAGGAAUCAAACACAAACACAACACCAUUUUUCAACAGAUUCAUGGAGACCUUGGACUACUACUUGGCGAUCUUCGAGUCUAUUGAUGUCACACUCCCAAGAAACAGCAAGGAGAGGAUCAAUGUGGAGCAGCAUUGUCUGGCCAGGGAUAUUGUCAACAUUGUGGCUUGUGAAGGGAAGGAAAGGGUCGAGCGCCACGAACUCUUCGGCAAGUGGAAGUCGAGGUUGACUAUGGCCGGAUUCCGGCAGUGUCCUUUGAGCUCCUAUGUGAAUUCUGUUAUAAGAAGCCUUCUCAGGUGCUAUUCUGAACACUAUUCCUUGGUGGAGAAGGACGGAGCCAUGUUGUUGGCAUGGAAGAACAGAAAUUUGAUAUCAGCUUCAGCAUGGCACUGAUAAAAGGAUUAUAUAUAUAUAUAUACAUAUAUAUAGGAAAUAAUUGCUGUAGUAUUAGGAAAAUUAUAUAUGUUGUUGAUUGAGGUUUUAGAUUUCCAAUGCCAUGUAUCCUUAUUAGGUUCUUAAAUUAAAUUUUUGUCCAUAAAA